GACCUCCAAGAGCCCCUCUUGGACCCCAGGACGUUGGAUUUUUGCCUGAUUGCCGGUUUUUACGCUUGGAUCGUCGCCGGCCACUCGGAACUAGCCUAGAACCAUCGGAUCUCACUCGGAACAAUCGGAUACAACCCCAACCCCUCCCACACCCCUCCAACCGCCUCAGAUUGCCGUCAGACGACCCAAAUCGACCGGAUCAUCGUCGGACGACCCAGCCUGACCCCCAGCAGCCCCGGAGCGCCGCAGAAGGCCCCAGGACCCCUUGGAACGCUCGGGAAGGGCCCAGGCACCUCCCACCAGUGACCCUUACGACCUUGAACCAAUACCAGAAACCCUACACCAAUUCAAUUUUACCGGAGGUCGAGCUGCGCCAAGUAACGACCAUCAAGCGUGUUCAGUCCGAGCCUGUCACACCGGCUAGCUUGUCGCGUUCCACAUCCAGCAAAAGUACUACUCGGCGGUCCACUGUCUCUGCCUCUCAGCACGUGGUUUAUGACCCGACAGAAUCUGUGGGUCUUUAUUCAGGAAUGCGAUUGAUACGGUAUGACAUUGUCUGUGUCACAGACAAAGAUACGAUUGUGAAUGUGGAGAUGCAAAUGGUUACAGAGAGAUACUCUCUCAAUCAAAUGGUCUACUACUCCGCAAGGCUUAUUACGGAGAAGCGAGGUUGGUCAGGCAGUCAAAUUCCGCCCAACUUGUUUGAACAAAAUGUUGAAAAAGAUCUCAGCCUCAAAUUAAAGAAGAGUCGACAGGAGCGUACUUCAAAAAAGUGGAACAAUCAACUGCAACCAGUCUAUGUGGUUGCCAUUUGUGACUUCUCCUUGAAGUGCCUUCCAGGAGUCCCACCCGAACUACGGCCAGCGUGGUUGUGCUGGGCGGCCACUUUCUUUCAGGGAAGCAAAUGUCGCGUAUAUCCGGACGCAACUCUACCGGCUUUUUUACCAUUUGACCACAUCCAACAUUACUGCAUUGUCUCCCUUCCAAACUUUGGGAUCCCUGCGGAUGCUUGCAAAACACCGUUGGAACAGAUGGUCUGGCUCCUCCGUCAUCUCGGCUUAGAAGGUCAUACAAUUCCAGACUGGGUGGCAGAGAGUGAAGAUCUUAAACAUUUCAUUGAAACGAUCCGUCUGGCGGCGCUUUCGGACACGGACCGCGAUGCCUACCAGGACGAGUUGACACAAUUGCAGGUUUACGAAAACACUAGGUUGUUAGCCAUUGAGAAAGCCAAGGACAAGGGUCGAGAAGAGGGUCGAGAAGAGGGUCGAGAAGAGGGUCGAGAAGAGGGUCGAGAAGAGGGCCGACAACAAAAACAAAAGCUCCUCACUACGCUUCAAAACAUGAACUCAGCUGACCAAGAAGCUUACAUUGAGAGACAAAUUAAAGAAUUUUGUUGA
This is a messenger RNA of Puccinia graminis f. sp. tritici CRL 75-36-700-3, 1397 nucleotides long. RefSeq lists its product as uncharacterized. The transcript has 2 exons. The record is from RefSeq and is a predicted model, not a curated record. Lineage: Eukaryota; Fungi; Basidiomycota; Pucciniomycetes; Pucciniales; Pucciniaceae. The annotation marks the transcript as partial.